CAGACGUUACAUUUUGUAACACAUUUCCCUUAACCGUAGAGUUUUGUUGUUUCAUAUUCCUUUUGAGAACAUUCGCACAACCAGCUUUUCCUUAGUUGGAAAUAAAAUGAAAAUGUCUGCUUGAAGCAUUACUGUGCUGCUGUUAUGUAAAUCCACGCAAGCAUAGUGACUUUUAUCCCAUACGAUUGAGUAUAUUGUUGUCUCGGAUUUAUUUGAAUUUUCUAUCGGCAUGUGUACUCUUCUGUCGACAGUUCAAUUACGUUUCCAUACCUACAAUUUUACUUAUAAAAUUAUAGUUUCCCGAAUCAAAAUUGUUCACAGUUGUACUUUGUAAUUUCUUAAAUUCUCAGUUGACUUCUGAAAAUUUUAUUUGUCUGGUUUAUUUUAGCUUUUUCCAGAAGCAACUUUAAAAACUCAGUCAGAUUGUCAUUGGGAAAAAAUUGCUUCGCAGUCUCGUAAGUUCAUUGAAGUGGAAACGGCGGACGAGAAAAAAAGCAGUGGAAUACAUGGCCUCAAAACGCGCAACGCUAUGUGAUGUCGGUACAAAAACCGAGAGAACUUCAAGUUCCAGUAAAUCUCUCCCAAAUAUAGCUAUAGGUCAAAAAAAUUUCACCAGUCGAGAAGACGAGUCAGUCAGCGAAUUGAACGAUGUCGAGCAAAAAAAACUUGUUCAUGUCGAACCCACAAAUAAUGCGACUAACAUAAACGUGAUAGAAAGCAAUAACUCAGAUUGUACGCGGUUGAAACCCAAAAGCAAAGAUCUAGUACGGUCUAAUUCCAGUCCAGCUAGAGUGUCCUUCACAAAAGGAAAUUCUGAUCUGAAUAAAUUUGAAAUUCAGAAGAUAAAACUCGCGCGGGAGCUGGAUAAUUUGGAGAUUCACUGGCCAGGAGGCGGUAAAAUUAAGUUCAACGACCAUGAUUCCUUGAAAAAGUUCAUGGAAAGCCAGUAUCCAGACUGGAAAAACUCUGGACAAAAAACUUCGAUACCGUGUGUCCGAAUGCCUCGAAUGAUGAUACGAAACGAGCAGUUGAGUAAAAAACUGCAAGCGUGUUACAAGUCACAUCAAAAAGGCGAAAUAGGUGAGAGUAAAAUAUACAAACUGUUUGUUAACGAAGUGAAAACUGAUGAUUCCGGCAUCUUGAUUUUUCCAAAUGUUGAUGGAAGUCACUAUUUUAAAAAAGGGGGCCCUGGAAGUGUGGAAAUUGACAUGAUAGUUGCACACCCAACGAAAGGCAUAUUCGUUUUUAACGUGAAAAACGAGCGAAAUCCAAAGAUUCAGGACCUGAAAUCGGACAUGCAAAAGCACUCUGAUUUCGUGCGCUACUUAAUGUGUUACAACUGUCGUCCUGAAACUUCAUCAAACUAUAUCACUGGUGACUUCAAAGAAACUAAUCAAGUUCCGAUCCAUGCAGUCUUUUGCCUCAUUCCUGAUAUUAAAUGCCCAAUUGACAAACUGGCCGAGGACAUCAAGUGGUACACUCAAGGUCACAGUGAUCGACAGUUUGAUCGUGUUAUAGUUUUUCGACAUUCUCAUUUGUUCAACAAUUUCUCAGAGCACUGGGAAGAAACAGUUCGCGCACUCCCGUGCAUAGAAAAAUCCGACAAAUUUGAUGCACUCAUUGCCUUAUUAUCUGCUCUGAGUUCAAUGACAGGAAACAGCGCUCUUAUACAUCACAGAAUUGCCUCUAAUGACAUGCAAUCUAUUCAAGUGAAAACAAAUAAUCUAGAUGAUUGGUAUGAAAAGCAACUUGAAGAGACUUCUUUAGACGAAGGUGAAAAAUCAAAUCUCAUACGCUACAAUAAGGAACUUUGUAAAAAGUCAAGGGGACAAAAAACAAAGGUCAUUCUUUGGACAAAAGAACAGUUGGACAUAAUUGGCAGAGUUUUCAAAAGUCUGACAGAUCCUUCAAGCGAGAACAAACCUCUACGCUUAAACGUUAAAGGAGCAAAAGGAUCUGGAAAGACAAUGCUUAUGGUUUACUUAGCUCAAUUGGCUAAGCACAUAUUUCAAGAUCGACAAUCAAAGAGCAAGGUAGUUUUAUGUGACUUAACUUCAGAUGGAGCUCCAAUUCUGUUUUCAAACUUGAAACAGACGUUGGAUGGAUCAGGUAUUGAAUUUUGGACGAAACUCGAUGUCUCCGAAAAAAUUGAGAGUCAGGAUAUUAUCUUCUUCGACGAAGAUCCCUUGAAGUACAUUUCGACGCGAAACCUGGUGCAAAUUUGUUCCGUCAAAGGCGCUCACAUGUGUCUUUUCUCAUCGGUUGAGAUAGCUUACUUGGACGACAAACUGGCCCCCGAAUUUAAAAAUUUGUUUCUAUUACAUGCAAUGAGAUCUACAAAACGAGUUCAGACUUUUUCAAGUAAUGUUUACAAAAAUAUGACCAGCACCAGUGUUCAAUAUGAAAUUAACUGUUCACCGACUCAUAGUCUAGAUGGGACAAACACGCCUAAUGUUAUUUAUGUCAAAGCAACAAUUGGUUCUGAAAAUGAGUCUUUUUUCCAAACAAGUGUUGAGACAGUAAUGAAGUACACUGAUUUUUCACUAGGUAUGUCAAGAACUCUUGUAGUAAUCAACUUUCUGCCUCCAAAAAGCCAAUUUAAAUUCAUCUCCUUUUUGAAAACAAGACAAAUUUCGUUGCGUUCUUUUUCUUAUGACUUAGAGCAUGACGAAAGCAAAGCCAAUUUACCAAUCAUUCAGGUGGAGUCAACCUACAAUAUCAGCGGAAGCGAGUUCGGAACUGUAGUUAUUUUGCUGGGAAAAAAAGUGAUCUCACCUCUUACUCCUUGGAUAGUCUCACCUCAAGCCAAGUUUUUAAACGAAUUUUACAAGACAGUAACUCGUGCAACGACCAAUUUGGCCAUUGUUGCAUCAGACAUAUCACUUUACACGUCUACCCUUGACGAAAAGGAGAUUUCGGAUGCAGUUCGUAUUUUACGCAUCAGGAGUUUUCAAGUAUUGAGAAGUGAACUCUCCAUGUAUAUCAAGCCUUUGUUAGAGAUGCUUUGCGAAAAAAACAGUAUUGCAGUGCUUUUUGGCGUUAUUCCGGAAAUGGAUUGCUUAAAGGAGACAUCAUUGGCCGAACAAGAACUAAGUUCGAGCUCAAUGAAGCACUACUCAUUCAAUGCAGACAAGACAGUCGUUGUAUUUUCAAACUUGGCAGAAGGCUAUUCAACGGAAACGUUAGAAUGGCUCGGUCAGAAGAACGUUUCUGUUUUUAUAGUUGUGAUGGGGAAUAUCAUGGACUACCUUGCUGAGAGUAUGCUUCGUCCAUCAUUUGUAGAAAAGCAUACCGCUUCGUUCAUAAAAUUGAAUUGCUUUACAGAGUACUUGAUUGACCUAAGUGACUUCCUUCAAUGUCUCAAACAGCUGACACAUCCCGAUUGCAAGACCCCUUUUAGAAAACCCAUUUAUUUAGAGAAAACAACGGAGGCUGAUGAGUUCCAGUGCACUUGGAGAGAUCUGAAAGACGUGGUAGCCCUAGUAGAAAGUACUGCUGACAAAAUUAACCAAUACGAACUGAUGGAGUUCUACACUAGAGCGCUCGGUGUACUUUUCCGAGAGCACAGUCAACAACUAAAACGUGGCGACCGAGAGCAAGAGAAAGCUUUAAGGAGAGAGGCGUCCAAUAUGCUCCUUAAUUGUUUCAAAAUAUAUUACGAGGCGGCAAGGGUCACUGGGAAAGAUCUAUAUCAGGUUUACUACCAACUUUUGAUUCACAGUGUGACCUAUUUAAAACUUUCGGUUAGUUCUAACACGGCAAACCUUAUGGGUUAUAAAGCACUCAUCGAUGUGUGUACAAAUUCGAUUGAAGAACUAAAAAAUCUGCAAAAACGCCGCCACUUUGAAAAGCCAGUGGAUUUAAACAGUUGUUCUAAUAACAAAUUUCCAGAAGGAUGUAGUAAUAUUUUUGGAGUGGGUGACGAUUGCUUGAAACAAUUCAAAUCAAUUCAAGAAAACGAACUGAUUAUACUUUACAGCAACGUUCAUCAGACAUCUGAUCAAUUGAAGGAGAAAUUAAGCACUGUGGAUUCAGUAAUCCAAGAAAGGAGAGAGGAAAUAGUUCAUCUGUUUGAUGAAUGUCGAGAAAAUUCAAACAACGAGUCAAAAUCUGUUUUGGCAGAGAAGGGGAAACAAAUAAACGACAAAAUCAUGGAAGCCGCAAUUUACUGUAAAGAGAAUUCAACUGCUCUCAACAAUUACUAUUUUCAUCUGCACGCAGUAGAUUUUGCCAGCAAUGGAUUAAGUUUUGAUUCCUCCAACCCACAGAGCUAUGAUAUUCUGAUCAACAUAUUUCAAACGGAGAAGGACGAAGCAGUUAAAAAAAGAGAUAAAUAUUUGAACGAAGAAACCGUUUUUCGCUUUUCUUUUGGUUGAAGAUUUUUUAGGACCAUUAUAGAUGAGAUUCUUCAAGCGCGAUCGAAUCUAUUUCAAAAAGAUUAGUUGAAAUUGUACAACAUUUGCAUUUUUUUUUCUGGCUAAUUUGUAAAUUCAAAGAGUAUUACCGCACCAAAAUCUAACAUUGAAUUAGAUCUUGUUGAUUUUUCCCCUCCCUAUAAAGUAAUAGGUAAAAAUUUUCCACUUCUAUGAACGAUUACUCAUCGUGUAAGCGAACAAGUAGUUCUUUAACCUAGUAAAUAAGCCUUUCUUUGCAUUAAAAAGAAUAGUUAAACAAAAUUCGAAUUCAAAGAUCUAAUAUUUAAAUUAAAUGUCCUUUAAAAACAACUUUAAAAUUUAACUUUAAAGAACACAUUGACCAUAUUGACUCCCUCAGUUCAAGUCUUGAAAGAUAUUUUAUCUCCGGUCAAUUUUAGUUAGGUUCUGGGAGUUUGAAAGUUGCCAAAUUGGCCAUGCUCUGGACUAGUUUAUGCGCUCUUUGAAAAAUUUAAUUUGGUUGUAUUAAUUUCGUACGACUCAAAUUUCACACAAUGUUGUUUGAUAUUGUCCAAAAUAUAUAGCUUUUCAAAAAAUUCUCUACCAAAAACUAUUCGAUAUUAAUUUAGGGGCAGCCGGAACAAUCAGGUUUUUGCCUUGAUAUACAAGAGGAUUAGUUUGAUUUUACUUUUAUAAUCUCGCUAAUUUGUAUACCCGAAAACUAUUUACGACCAAACAUUCUAAUAUUGAAUUAGAUUUAGUUGACUCUGAGUUAUAAGGGAAAAUUUUCUACCACUAUGAACGAAAAUUUCAUUGGCUAAGCAUGCACAUUUUUAAUAACUUUAUAAGUAUUCCCGCUUUUGCAGUAAGGGGAAUACUUAAAAAUUUGAAUCAAAAGAUCCGUGUUUAAAAUUUGAAUUAAAUAGACUUAUGGCUUUCAAGAAAUAAUUGUUGGAAUUUGCAUUUUUAUGUUUGCUAAUUUGUAUAUUCCAAGAGUAUUUACGAGCCAAAAUGAAGUGUUGAACUAGAUAAUGUUGACUAUUCCCCUCCAUGUAUAGUAAAAAGGAAAAACUUUGCACCUCUAUGAGCGAUUGAUCCAUCGGUUAAGCGUGCACGUUUUUCUAUGAUUUUGUAACUAAUCCCCCUUUGCAGUAAGGGGAAUAGUUUAAAAAAGUCGAACUCAAAGAUCCAUUCAAUACUUUAAUUAACUCUACUUAUGGCUCUCUUGAUGUAAUUUUUUGAUUUUAUCUAAAUCUAACCUUAAUUUGAAUUAAAUGUAUAAAUGGCCUUCUUGAUAUAUUUGUGCGAUUUUUCAUUUAUAAUCUUGGUCAUUUGUAUAUUCAGAGAUUAUUAACGAAACAAUAUCUAACAUUGAAUUAAAUCUUGUUGACUAUUUCCCCUCCCUAAAUGGAAAUAGCGAAAUACUUUCCAAUCUAUGAACAAAUAAAUCAUCGGUUAAGCUUGCAUUUUUUGUUUAACCUUGGUUGUAAUCCCCCUUUGAAGUAAAAGGACUAGUUAAAAAGGUCGAAUCCAAAGAUCCAACUUUGAAGUUUGAAUUUUAAGUGCUUAUAAUUUUCUUGUUAUAAUUGCUUUAAUUUAAGCAAGAGCCCAAAACAGCCAGUAUUUUGUCAACAGGUCGUACUGUUGCAUGUCUUUGAGGUCCACUAGCUUGUCUCUGUAGACUCGUCUGCUCUCAUGCACCCACAUCCUGCUCAUUUCAUUCUUACCCGUCAGUGCCUCC
Symsagittifera roscoffensis is the source of this 6114-nucleotide messenger RNA. RefSeq lists its product as uncharacterized. NCBI's taxonomy places the organism in Eukaryota, Metazoa, Xenacoelomorpha, Acoela, Convolutidae. Bases 507 to 4376 code for a protein of 1289 amino acids. The record is from RefSeq and is a predicted model, not a curated record. The transcript is spliced from 5 exons.